Molecule: messenger RNA, 8018 nt
Organism: Marchantia polymorpha subsp. ruderalis
Lineage: Eukaryota; Viridiplantae; Streptophyta; Marchantiopsida; Marchantiales; Marchantiaceae
Source: the annotation of a GenBank genome assembly
GGAGGGAGGCAGGAGGGGGAGAGAGGGAUGGAGGAGCAGCUGCUAUCAUGACGUAUGAUUCGAUCUGAUUCCUCCAUUUUGAAUCCUCGUCUUUUUUUCUUUCUUUCUUGAGGCGUGCGGCUCACAUUUUUGAAACUCUCGGUGAGGGAGGAGUAGUAGUAGAGGGAGUGAGUCGUGCGUGCCCCGGUGUGCUCUGGCUGUCGCCUGGCCGCUCGCCCUUACCUCUCGAGGCUUGGAUUUAGGUAGUAGUGGGAUUGGUGUGGUAGGAAAAAUAACCCCCGCCCCCCUCCCCUUUCCACGAAGAGGGACAUUUCGUGGAGGGUGGCGAGCCACUGCGAGGUCGGAUCGAUAGAUCGAUCCGGCGGGCUGCUCUAAGCUCCCUUGAUUCUCCAAAUCUUUUUCUUCUUUUUUCCUUCCUCUUCCUCUCGUCCCUUUCUCAGACGUUGGGCUGCACCUGCCGCCCGUGAGGACUCGGAGCGCAUAGUGACCGUAAUAGAAUUACUCUAGUUUCGGGCUUCUUACGGAUCCAUCACGUCUCCAGCGUCUGGUGUACUCAUCUCCGUCUGGUGUUUUGCGCAGCGAGUCGGAGGAAACGACAUUGCGUCUGUCUUGGCCGAUGCUUGGAUCUUGACGGCUGCGGUGCAUUUUUGAAUCUUGACCCGCUUCAAGGCGAGCAGCCUUCGCUUCUUUAGUCUUCUGCGUUGAACACGGAAGUUUGCUUGGCUGCUCGAGGGCUGUGAGACCGUCCGCUGUGAAUGCAAUGUGGCUGCGGGUGUGCGAAUCCCUUCCUCAGCCUUAGCCGGGCAGCGAGUUCGUCACUGACACUGCAAUUGGUCUCACUGGUUCCACCUCUUGAAGCAUGGGAUAACAUUUAUGGCAUUGCGGUCUUCUUCAGCGCCAAUAUGCAGUCUGGGAUUCCUCGCAUCUUCCAAUUUAUGCUUCCUUCUGUAGCAUCGCAUUUGUCUCUGGAUGACAAUUUUGGAUCUUGGAUGAACUAUCGUGUCAAUCACGGGUGCAACUAUCCGCAUGCGUCUCCGUACGUGGACAAAUUUCUCCGGUGAAGCACAUUGCAGGGGAUGUAAUGGUUGGUGUCCUGGUCUGUGAAGGCUUCAGGUCGAUGCAGUAAGGAAGGCCCACUUUUUUAUGAGAACAAUUAGUCGACUAUAGUAUAUUAUCGCUGGUCUUGUUUCAACGAAAUGACAGGGGCAUCGAUGGAUCUGGAUCAAGAGCUCAUGAGAGCGGAAGUGGAGAGCGUUUCAUCGGAUAAUACUGUCGCCUCUGGGACAAACGGAAAUGUACAGGUGGUUGUGAGAGUGAGACCUCCUAACAAGAAGGAAAGCGAUCAGGGCUAUGUCAAAUGUAUUGGAGUCGAUUCGGGGUCGCACUCCUUGACCCUGACUUACCGACCGCAGCCUCGCACUUUUACAUUCGACUACGUUGCCGACGAACUUGUCACGCAGGAAGAAAUUUUUGCCGCCGUGGGGAGGCCUAUCACCGAUGCCUGCCUUCAAGGAUACCAUUGUUGCCUCAUUGCCUAUGGGCAAACUGGUGCGGGAAAGACCUUCACUAUGGAAGGUCCUGACCCCGAGUCGUCGUCCGGGAAUUCUCCAGGAUUUGCAGCCCAGAACAAACAAAAUCUUAAGCGCCAUGAGAAGCGUGGUUUGAUUCCUCGCAUUCUUGACUAUAUAUUUCAGAGGAUGUCUUCUGAGAAGACGCAGAACUGUAAGGACGUGGAAUUCGUCGUGAAAUGUUCGUAUCUUCAGAUAUACAAUGAGCAAGUUUCGGACUUGUUGGAUCCAGCGUCUCUCAAUCUCACUAUCCACGAGGAUGCCAAAUCUGGUAUGUAUGUAGAGGGAUUACAAGAAGUAGUUGUAUCCACAGCGGAGGCAACCUACGGUGUGUUCAGACGAGGGUCUGAAAAUCGUCAUGUGGGGAUGACGGCUAUGAACGCGGAGAGCAGUCGCUCUCACAGUGUUUUUACUGUGGUUGUGGAGUCUCAGCGUCGGAACGAUGGUGGAGUAAUGAACAGACGAACGUCGAGGUUUUAUCUUGUCGACUUGGCUGGCUCUGAAAGGCAAAAGCAUGCUGAAUCUGCCGGUAUACGACUUAAAGAAGCUGGCAGUAUCAACAAAUCGUUGUCUGCCCUUGGAAAUGUCAUUAAGGCCCUUGUCGAUAUCUCUGAGGGCAAAAUUCGGCACGUGCCUUAUCGAGACUCGAAGCUUACCUUUCUGCUGAAGGAUGCAUUGGGAGGAAAUUCGAAAUGUACUCUUAUUGCAAAUAUCAGUCCGGCCGAGAAAAACGUUGAAGAAACGAUCUCAACUUUGAAGUUCGCACAACGAGCAAAGUUGAUCCACAAUACGGCUAUUGUUAAUGAAGACAUGUUCGGAAACCCUGCUGUCAUGGGAGAGGAAAUAAGGCGGCUAAGACUUGAAAUCGCGGCAUUGAGAGCUAACAUAGGAAGUGGACCUGUUGGAGACCAAAGUCUUAUGAUGAUGACUCAAGAAACACCAGCAGAAACGUCACGUGUUAGUAGGCUGGAGCACAUCAUAUCUCAAUCAGUGAAGAGGUCCUUGGAAGCAGAGAGGAAGGCUGAAAGCGAAAUGCAUGUGCUCCAUGUUAAACUUGAAGCCUUGCAAGCAAUGUGUGAGAGAUUGGACAAAACUUCUCAGUCUCAAAGAAUGAUCCUAAGGCUCCGAGAGAACACUAUCAAAAGGAUGGAAAACGGCCGACAAAAUUAUCAAAGUGAUGACAUCACAAUUAUUAACAUGCGCGAGGAGAUUGAGCAGUUACGCAAACAGAUCGAGCAUCAUCCUGACGUUGUUCGAUUCAAAAUGGAGCUGGACCUGUGUAGAGAACAAUUGGACGAGUACGAAGACGAGAGGAAAGAUGAGGACAGCCUGCAGUCUCAAAUAGCUCAGUUGGAAAACCUGAAUCAAACAUUGAAGAUUGAAUUCCAAGAGAUGGUCGAAGAAAAAUCGAAAUUAGCAAUGGAAUUGGCUGAAGCGAAGAAUGAGAGGGAUGCAUGCAAAAACCAGCUGGGCACAGUUGACGAGCAGUUUGUGAAGCUUCGAGAAGCCGUCGAGAAGUACAGGCAGGAAGCUGCCGAAGCUAUUCAGAAAUAUGAGAAAUCAGAAGAGAAACUUCAAGAAUGUACUCGGGAACAGGACGAGGUAUGGCGAAGGUGCAACCUUGCAGAAGCACAGGCAACUGAAUCUGCCCAGCAGCUCGCUCUGCAAAAGUCCCAAGCGGAAAAAAUGAAGGACGCAUUCUUUCAGCAAACAAAGCUGCAGGAGGACAUGUUCGUCGAGUUACAAAAGACGACGGAUGAACUUGAAAGUACAAAGCAACUUGCUGCAACUUUGCAAAACAAGCUGGAUGAAGUUACUGCCCAAAUGGGACAGUGGGAUCAGAGAAUCAAGGACUCAGAGGAAGUGAGGAACAAGACUACGGGUUCUCUGGAAGAGAUGGUGACAGCCUGUGAACGACUUGCGGAGGCGUGCAAAGAGAAGGACGCCCACCAUGCAGAGCUUUCAAGUCGGCUGGAGCAAGCUGAUACCGAUGCCAAAUCUCUGGAGGAGAAGCUUGUUGCGCUUUCCCUCUUGAAGGCCGAAGCGGAAAACACUAGAGACGCUGUUCUAAGUCAACAAGAGCAGCUACUGGCAGAAGUAAGGGCAGAGAAGGAGCGAGCUCUAGAGGAAGAGCGAAGGAUUGGUUCUGAUAAGUUGGAGAAAAUGAAGGCCGAUAUGGAUGCUGAAGUGAAGCAGCUGACAUCUACCUUACAGAGCCAUCUUGCAAAGGUGGAGGAGCUGGAGAAACUUGUCGACAGUCAGGUGAGCACUAUCAAGGACAAUGAAAUUCUGCACAAAGCUGCGGAAUUGGAGGCCAGUGAACUACGUCUCCAACUUGAACAGACGAACUCUGAGGUAGCAGAGCAAAAGCUGACCGUCAGCGACUUAUCCGCGCGCCUCGAGUCCGCCAUGUCCCAGCUGAACGCUCUCUCAGAGGGAAAGACAUCCCUCGAAUCGAAGGUUACCGAAGCUGAGCAGAUGUUUGCCCGACUGGAUGCCGCAGAGAGGGAGAAAGAAAAUGUGGUGAAGAGGUUAUCUGAAACAAGUGUGUUACUGACGGAGGCUAAGGAAAAUCUAGAGUCUUUGACUUUGGAACAUCAAAACCUCAAAUGCGCUGGGCAUGAGGCUGAGAAGAAACUUCUUCAGAUGACUUCCAACUUUGAAUCGAUGAGGAAAGAUUUUGAAGUCCUUGCUGCAGAUAAUCAAUCUCUGAAGGUGGAUGUAGAAAAGAGAACAGAGGAGCUUCAAGCUGCAAAACUGAGGAGUCUUAGUUUGGAGUCAUCUCUUGCCAACGAGGUCACCAAAUCUGAAGCCGCCGAAAAGCAGAUCAAAGAGCUUGUGGAAACCAUUGAUAGCCUUAAGGGAGAUGUUGCAUCUAUGGAAAUCUUAAAGUCUGAUCUUGUAGAGAAGACGAAGGAGUUGGAGAUUCUGCGUAAAGAGGCUGCUGAGCAGAGUCGAAAGUUUUCCUCUUUACACGCUGAUUCAGAGAUUGCACAUAAGGAUGUUCAGAGGCUUCUGCAGUCAGUGCAGUCCCUUGAAGAAGAGAAGAAAAAACUCUCAGAGAAAAUCAGUGAUCUAGAAGGUGCCUCUUCUUCUGUACAGGAGGUCAUUCAAAGAUUAGAGGCGGAGAAAUCAGCAUUCCAGGCAAGGAUAGACGAUCUACAAUUAGAGAAGAAAACGGUCGAAGUUCAAGCAGCUACUCUUAGGACAUCCUUGAAUGCCAGCGAGGAGGCCAUGCGUGAUAGCUCGGUCAGCCUUGAGGACAUGAAGUCCAAGCUCCUAUGUAAAGCUGAAGAGUUGCACAAAUUAGAAUCCCAGGUCGAGGGGCAUGCCGACCAGAUACAGAUGGCAGAAAGCGCUUACAAGGCAUUGGAUAGUGAACGCAGCCGACUGGAGAAGACGGUGAGAGCUCUACAGGAUGAUAAGGAAGCAUUGAGUAAGAAAAUAGGUGACAUGGAGUUGAAUUCAAAGGCCAUGGAAGAUUCUAUAGAAUCUUUGAAGCAGGAGAAGAUUGCUCUGCAAGCAAAUCUUGGUAGUCAACUCGAACACAGCGAGAAGAACAUCAUUUCUCAGCAUCCCACUGAGGAAGAUGUGAAAGAUGUAGAUAUUGCCAACCAUGUGAUUCAUGGGGAAACCCAGGUGUGCAUAGAUCCAGGAACUACCCAUAUGGACCUCUUAGUCAGUAAGAAGGGAAAUCAUCUUAACCAUGUUGAUGAGGUUGAGAACAACAACAUGCAUCCAGAUGAGAAGGGAGAAGAUAGGAGACCACAGGAACAGGAAACAGAUGCGAGGCUUGUGGCUGCCCUGGCAGAUAUUACUGAUUUCAAAAGUCAUGUUGCUGGGUGUGAGACCAAGCUGGAUCUUGCAUUGAAAGCCCAACUUGAGGCAGACGAGCAGUCCCUGGUUGCUUUGUCCAGGGCUCAAGACUUGGAAGUUCAGGUGGCUUUACUAACUGGUGAUUGCAGUAAGCUUAGAGAAGCUUUGUGUUUGGCAAAUUGUAGAACUAGCGCCCUGGAGAUUGAGUUAGGACAGUGCAGAGAGCAAGAAGAGACAUAUGCGCAAGUCAGAUAUCAAACUUCGGAAUUGGAGAAAGAAUUGGACUCCUCUCUUUCCCUCCUUGAGAGCGUCACAGGGGCGCUUGAGGAGAAAAAAUCUGAAGGGAUUGAUUUGCUUAGAAGAGUAGCUGAGUUGAGUGCUGAGAAGGAUGUUUUGUACAAAGAGCUUGAGAAGGUUAGCGCUGCAAAGUUGAAGCUUGAAACAGAGCCUACCUGUACCACAUCCGAGUAUGUGGAAAUGGAGGCGAAAGUAGAGGAACUGAGCAAUGAGUUACAGCUUAUGAGAUUACGCCUGGAGACUGUCGUAGCUGAUGCUCUUGGGAACACUAGCAAAGUAGAGUUCGUACGGACUGAGGCUGCUGAGAUGGAAAACAAGCAUGCCGAAGCUGAUAACAGAGUCCUUAGAGGUCAUGGCAGAGUGACUCUGUUGGAGGAUGCAAGGUCCAAACUGCAAUCACGGGUAGCAUUGAUGGUCGUCGAGAAGGCCAACUUUAACGACAAGUUGAAAUGUCUCGAGGAACAGCUUGCAAGUGAUAGAGAAUCUGGACUUCAGUGUAGUGUUUCUGAACAGAGGCUUGCAGCGUUAGAAAGUGAUGUUUCCAGACUUGUGGAUGAAAAGCAGGAUCUGGAAGCCGUGUUUAGAGGAACAAUAUCCUCACUCCAAUCUGAGAAUGCUAAGCUGAGGUCUGAUAUUAUAGACCUGACCCAGAAAGUACUGUCCAGAGAAAAUGAGAUUGCGAAGUUGGAGGCUCACAGUUUGGAGCUCAAUGAGGCAGUGGAUUCUCGUAAUUCUCGGAUCACCUGUCUUGACGAGCUCUUGACAACUGUUGCCAUGGAUCACGAGACCGAGCUCUCGAUCUUGACUCGUAGGUUGAGUGAUCGGGAUCUCCAGAUCGGCAAGCUGACGGGGCAAAAUUUGAAGUUUGUCUCGGAGUUACAGGAAUUGAGAGACGAGGUUCAGUACAGCCUGGGCGAGGUCGAGUAUGAGUUUCAGAAGCACGUCAUUGACACAGAGACACGUUUGAGCGAGAUGGAGAGUCAAAAGAAGGCGGUUCAGACAGAGGCUCUUCAGCUGACCGCCCGCAUGUCAGCUGAGAAUGCCAAGUUCGCUUCUAUGCUUUCUGCUCUUGAGCAGCAGGUUGUGGGCCACCGUUCGAAGGUGGAGGCAUGGAUUGGAAGUUUCAACAGCCUAGAUUCUGAACUUCUACGGAUGAAAGCUGAGUCGGUGAAGAUGAAGGACUUGGAGGUUCUCAUCACAAAACUGCAGGGAGAGCUGGUUGCAGAGCAAAAGACAGGCGGCGAGUUGAAGCAAGAGAUCACGCAACUCCGCAGGCGCCUUACAGAGCAGGUUAAGAAGACGAACCCUUUCAGCUGGAAUAGUUCAAUUGGGAAUCCACCGAAACCAGAAGUGAGGACAAACCAGGGUUCUCUUAGCCUAGCGGGAACAGAUUCGGCGAGCAAGGAGGACUUCACACCUAGAUUUGCUGCGCAACAGAAGAAACGGGUCGCUUUGUCAAGUAAGGACCGUCCGGCAGGCAAGUCCAAGACAAGCAAUUCGAAACAACCCGAAUUUUAUAGUAUGAAGGUCCUCAGCGAAUCGCUUCACUCGCCAACCCUGUCAGCUACUGCACCUGGGAAUGGUCUGCAGACCUCUCGAUCACUCAGCCGCCUUCGAAAUGUUUCGGCAACUAUGUCUACGACACAAUCCGUGGACAGGUCAAAGAGACCUGCGCUUUCUUCGACUCAUGCAGCUGCCCCCACUCGUCAGCCGUUACGUUCUAUAUCCAACCUGAACACGAACGAGCUGAACAGACGUGCACCUGCUCUUGUGAAGCCGAAUUUGAGCAGCGGCAGGCGCGAGAAGGGGGAACCAACGGCCAAUACCGAGGCUCCUCCUCGGAACAAUAAACGCCGUCGCCUGGCUUGAGGACACUUUGACAGUAGUGGGAAGCUAUAUCUCCCUUUCAAUUUUUGUACAUAGAGAUUUCUCCGAAGGGCGGAUUUUUUUGUCUAUUGACCAGCGGCAGUUCUCGAACUCUCUGUGCCAAAUGGGAGUUUUUUGCUUAUACACUCCUCGGCACUCACUCGUGGUAUGAGACGCAAUCACCUGUUCUUACACUCAUGAAAACAUGAGUUCAGGUAUAUGGAAUCAGCGGCAGCGGCAUCUGUACAUGUGGAGUAGAUAGCGCAGGAUUUGUGAGGCUAGGCAGGGAAGAAGUAUGUAAACAUUCGACAUUUAUUCAAUUCGUUGCAUCCCGUGCUGGGGUGCUCCUGGAACUUAGCCCCGUUAGACUUAGGCUAUGUGGUAGUGGUAACAUCCCGUGUCAAGCUUGUAAAUUGCCUGUGCUUGGCGAUCAAGAAUGUUAUGUGUGGAAAACCUCAGUUCUGCGUCUGG